GCAAGACGACUGACAUUGGAUCCGAUGUUACGGAUACAUAUUACCGACUACAACUUGUUCCAAACCCAGUCACGGAGUGCGGGGAAGCCAUCGUGAUGCACCUGCAGGGAUCGGCAAAACAAUUCCUCCUUUUGGGUCGGCAGCCAUUACCGACGCACUUUUCCAAAGAGGGGAGAUGCCGAUGCUUGAUUUACUCUCCUCUGCAAUCUGCUGUUUUACCGUGCCGCUGAAGGUCAGUCUGACGGAGCGGCUGUUAUCGAAAAGAAGGCGAUGCCACUGUAGCAAAAAUGGAACUAGUGUGGCAGUCUUCUGGAACACCGUCAAGAAAGAGAACUGCGCAAGCUUGCCAGGGCUGUCGUACGCGCAAGAAAAGAUGCUACCAUGAUAAUAAUCCGCCGUCUUUUCUCCCGCCGACAAAAGACCAAGACUGUGAUAGUGGCGUUGGCAUCGUGCAAGAUGGCGAAGCUUCACCAUUCGACUCACACCAGGAGUCGAUAAUUGCGCCAACGUCGAGCACAAGUCCGGUGCCUGUUCACGAAUACGAUCCCGAGUCCGUCCUCGAGGACUUAUCCCCUCUGGCCCAGCCAUUGACAGGCGAUCAGCUGGAACCAUGCCCCGCUCCGUUGCGAGCCAGUCUGAGUCGUACCCAAACGACUGCAUGUCAAAGUGCACGCCGCAAAGUUAUCUGGUACAGAAGAUACAAGAGACGAACCGCUGUACCUAAGCUAUCUGAACACCAUCGGAAAUAUCUUGAAGACGUGGGUGCACUCCUUGAACUACCUAGAACAACAUCCGAGGGCCUUCUGCCGAUCUACAUCUCCCUCCUCGACGAUCUGAUCCCUGUCAUGGAUGCGGUCAGCGUCUUUCGCGAUCUGAGCAAUGGGCGAUCGUCCAUCUACCUGGUGAGGGCAAUAUGCCUCGUCAUUUGUAAAGCCCAGCAAGCCGCUCCUUUCCUCAGACUCAGCGACGGCGGCCCGCUGUUCAACCACAUGAACUUUGCUUCCAAGUUGCUUGCUGGCCUUGAUGCUGCAAUCAAGGCAAAUCUCGAACCGGAUCGAGUUACCAAGAUUCAGGUCUUGGCAUUGAUGCAUCUACACAAUGAUGGCCAGGGCGGUGUCGACCGUUCCUCGAGUUACCUAUCACAAGCCAUCAGCGAAGCGUGGUCAGUAUCUCUACACUUCACCAUUGCCGGAAACUCGGAGCAGGAACAGUGUGAUUAUCUGUGGUGGUCUCUUCGGAAUUUCGACCGAUUGAACAAGCCCAUCAUGGGAGCAGCGCCUUUUAUCAUUGACGAUACCGACAUUUCGAUUAAACGCAUCUCCCCUACCGCAGGCACAUACCGGUCUCGGCUUAUGGCAGUCUCCUUGAUUUUAGGAGACCUCAUGGCUACGGCGACCAAGGUCUACAAAGCGAGCUCCACUGCAACUGUUGACGACUGUCAAUAUUUUCCUUCAUUCGCGGAGCUUACUUCAGGCGUUGAUUUAAAUAGCUGUCACAGAGCUCAUAGAGGGUACCUCGAAAUAUGGUACCAUGUUGCUGCCAUGCUGUCCUGUCGACAUAGCGGACCGGGGACCAUUCAUUACACUCGACGACUAGCAUCAGCAGAUAGUGUUCUCGGUAUUAUCGCUCGGGGACAGCAUAAGACUCUUCCCCCACUCCCGCUGGUGCCAUACGCCAUAUCCAUGGCUACGACUGUGAUAUACCGCGCUCUGCGUGACGGUAGGCGAGACACAGACACGGCGUUUCACGACCUUGGUCUUUGUUGCAAUGCGCUUGAUUCCCUUGGUCAGCGGUGGACAAGCGCCCAAGGCGUGGCCAGACUGGCCAAGAGAUUGUGGAGAUCUUGCAUGUCGGUCACAGUUGACCAGCAGCCAAGUGACGCCAACCAGCCCGCUCAAUCAAGCGAUGGCGCCGAUUCCAGAACGACCGGCACCGCAGAAGAAACAUCACGUCAUGAAAAUGACACAGCAGCCACUUUAGAUGAGUCCCUCCUCUCAACCGCUGUCUCCCUCCAACCGAACCAUCCUUGCAUGGCAGGGCAAGCUUCGGACAGUCAUCAGAGCUAUCAGGACCAAUUUGCACAACCUUUGCUGAAUCUUGAUGGGCCUUGUUCCCAAUUUAAUGAGUUCUGCGAUGAUCUAUUUGAUUACGGAAUGUCCGAGGUUUUCCGAUACCCCGCCAGCUGGGAGUUUCUUCAUAUAACGGGUGGUCAACCUUCCUUCGAGGAGCAGUAUGGAGGAGCAUGAUCUACGAUAUCGUUACUAGAUUGAUAGCAACAGUAGAAUGAAAAUAGCUUCGAGGAGUCUCAAGGGCCAAAAGUAAUUGGCACAUCGGCCUGGGUAACAUGUGUUUCAACGCAAAGCUCCCAAAUGAAUAA
Ilyonectria robusta is the source of this 2377-nucleotide messenger RNA. RefSeq lists its product as uncharacterized. The record is from RefSeq and is a predicted model, not a curated record. NCBI's taxonomy places the organism in Eukaryota, Fungi, Ascomycota, Sordariomycetes, Hypocreales, Nectriaceae. The transcript has 3 exons. The coding region runs from base 288 to 2246 and encodes 652 amino acids.